AUGGCUGGGAGCAAUUUCACUGAGGUGACUCUUUUCAGCCUCUCUGGAUUUGCAGAUCACCCUGAACUACAAGUCAGCCUGUUCCUGGUGUCUCUGUUCAUUUAUCUCUUCACUGUUUGGGGGAACCUUGGGCUAAUCGUGCUAAUUAGAGUUGACUCUCAACUUCACACACCUAUGUACUUUUUCCUUAGUAACUUAGCAUUCAUCGACAUCUUUUAUUCUUCUACUGUAACCCCCAAAGCCCUGGUGAGUUUACAGUCCAAACAGAAAUGCAUCUCUUUCGUUGGCUGCUUUGUUCAGAUGUACUUCUUCGUUGGUUUGGUCUGCAGCGAGUGUUUUCUGCUCGGCUCCAUGGCCUACGAUCGGUACGCAGCCAUCUGCAAUCCUCUACUGUAUCCGGUGGUUAUGUCCCGGAAAGCGUGCAGCUGGCUGGGCGUGAUGCCCUACGCGGUAGGCUUCACCAAUUCCCUGGUCUCCGUGUGUGUGAUAAGCAGUUUGUCCUUCUGCGACUCAAGCAUCAAUCACUUUUUCUGUGACACCACGGCCCUUCUGGCUCUGUCCUGCGUGGACACCUUCAGCGCAGAACUGGUGAUCUUUGUGUUAGCUGGGUUCACUCUCCUGAGUUCUCUCCUCAUCAUCGCCGUCACUUACAUCGCCAUCAUCUCAGCCAUCCUGAGGAUCCAGUCUGCAGCGAGCCGGCAGAAGGCGUUCUCCACCUGCGCGUCCCACCUGACGGGUGUGACUGUCUUCUACGGGUCCCUGAUUUUCACAUACUUGCAGCCUGAUAACACUUCAUCCCUGACUCAGGCACAGGUGGCCUCCGUCUUCUACACCGUGGUCAUCCCGGCGCUGAACCCUCUCAUCUACAGCCUGAGGAACAAAGAUGUGAAAAUCGCCCUCCUGAGAAUCAUGCAUAGAACAGUGUUUCUGUGA
Molecule: messenger RNA, 933 nt
Organism: Chinchilla lanigera (long-tailed chinchilla)
Lineage: Eukaryota; Metazoa; Chordata; Mammalia; Rodentia; Chinchillidae
Product: olfactory receptor 8I2
Exons: 1
Coding region: 1-933 (310 amino acids)
Biological process (GO): sensory perception of smell; G protein-coupled receptor signaling pathway
Cellular component (GO): membrane
Molecular function (GO): G protein-coupled receptor activity; olfactory receptor activity; odorant binding
Source: RefSeq, a predicted model, not a curated record